Messenger RNA from Strigops habroptila (Kakapo), 4720 nucleotides. RefSeq names its product caveolae associated protein 4 (gene CAVIN4). Gene Ontology annotation, biological process: regulation of gene expression. The transcript has 2 exons. Gene Ontology annotation, cellular component: caveola; cytoplasm. The record is from RefSeq and is a predicted model, not a curated record. Lineage: Eukaryota; Metazoa; Chordata; Aves; Psittaciformes; Psittacidae. Bases 1775 to 2854 code for a protein of 359 amino acids.
AAAAUGCCCCAAAAACAACAGAGGACGUCGGCAGAAGCAAAACCUAGGCCAUUUUACUUCAGAUACAUCAUCCAGAAUGGUUUAACUUAGUGAUUUUUAUACCUACAUUGACCAUGUGAUGUACAUUUUUAUUAUAUCUUUUUUUAAAGAAUGGAAAUAUUUAUUUCAGAGGCCUUAUUUUUGAACAUUUUUAGUGUAACAAUGUUGGUCUGUAUUCUGAAAGCAUCAGCUCUAACAGCUAUGGACUGUUUUAGUAUCUUUACUUUUAUGUUUUUGAACACAGUAGUUCAUUUUCUGUAUCUGUAUCACAUGGUUAUAUAAUAGACUUGUGCUUUAUCCAUGGAAUGUAAUAUUUUUGGGAACACAGAUUUAUUCCAUCAGCGGUUGUAGAUUUAAAAACAAACAAACAAACAAACAACAAACAAUAAACCAACAAAAAAGUCCAUGUUACCUAGCAAACAAGGCAUGAACUAAAGGUAAAAAUGUUUACAGCUGACUUUUCUUAUGAGAAACUAGAAAACACUGUGUUUAAAUACCGUAGAUAUUUAAAUGUUUUUGGAAGUUAGUAACUGGUUUUUUAGACACUGCCUAUCGCAUGAACUGUGAAGCUGUGUGCUGUGUGUAGUUGUAACAUAUUUAUAAGACGUGUGGGCUGGGUCUAAGCACUGCCAUCUUCAUAAUGAGUUCCAACAAUUUAUUUUUAAAGAGGAAAACUAUAAAUUUCACAAUUUGGGAAGUUACCUGGUAGAGCAGAUGGCACAGGUCCAAAAGAAGUAGGUCUGAGUAGAUUUAGGUAUUGUAAAAAUUGGUGUUGAAUAAUUGAACACGAACAAUUGGAAUAAAGCCUACUUUAUCACUGUUAAAGCUGUUUUAAUACUUCUUAAACUUUUUUAAAGCAAAUACAUGUUUUAACACCUACAAUACUGAUUGUAUAGUGUUUGUGAUUAAAAUAAAAAAAAUAAUAAAAGUGAAUGAAUUACUAGUGCUCUUGUAUAGAGUAUUUUCAAGAGCUAAAGAAGUCCAUCCAAAUUAGUCUGCUGGUCAUAGUUAUAUUAAUAGACUGUUAGUUGUCGUUUGAAAGAUCCCGAGAUAAAGUGUGAAUAGGAUGUGUUCAGCUGUUUUAACAUGUAGUUUAGGCUUUCAAAAUUUUGCAUGUAGGAUUUAAUAAUUUGUUCAAUUAAAAAAAGAAAAGAAAGAAAUGCUUUCAACAUUUUGAACUGGAAAAGCAUGUCACACAAUACAACGUUUUCACUAUAUUGCCUCUGGUUUAGUGUGUUUAUUUGUUACCCCCAUGUGGCAAUUGCAGCAAGCUGAAGACCUGAAGUUGUUUUUGCUGGGAAAAACAACGUUGUGGAUUUUUCUGACCCCUCUUUGAAUUCUCUCAGAGGAAAGCACUCAAGUAAAAUGAAAGCAGAAGUAGAUCGUUAAAAAUAUGCAAGUUUGCUUUCCUGCUUAAUUACUAAGUUACUUAACUUUCCUGGAUUAACACUAAUAACUUCAUCAGUACAGAAGCGUGACCCUUUAAACAUGUGUUCCUUUCCAGGCACUGCUUCCUAAUUUUAGGGGUUUCAUGUUGCUGAAAGUAUCUGAACAAUCAUGUGUGGAUAUUUUGUAGUCAGAAGUAUUUGACCAAGCUCCAGGAGCGGCGUUUCACGCCCUGCUUUGAGCAUCACCAGAGCCAGCUGUCACCCUGGCUCCCUGCAGCAGUGCCAGAACCGUUCUGGCAGGAUCACCUAAACUUUGCCUCCGACCGACCUGGCUGAAGGCAGGCAAAAUGGAUCGCCGUGAAAUCACCUCGGAGCCUGACAAAACCCACCAAAAUCGCCUCUCCAGUGUCACCGAGGAGGAAGAAGAACAAGAUGCAGCUUACACGAUUGUGACGGUCCUGGACAAAGUGGCCAACAUUGUGGACAGCGUGCAGGCAAGCCAGAAAAGGAUAGAGGAGAGGCACAGGGAGAUGGAAAACACCAUCAAGACCAUACAGAUUGACAUCUUAAAGCUUGCCCAGGCACACGGCAACACAGGCUACACGGUGAACAAGUUACUGGAGAAAACCCGCAAAGUCAGCUCCGUUAUGAAGGAGGUGCGGGCACGCGUGGAGCAGCAGAGCACCAACGUGCGGAAGGUGGAAGCAAAACAAGAGGAGAUGCUGAAAAAAAACAAAUUCCGGGUCGUAAUCUAUCAGGAGGAAACUGAGUGUCCUUCAUCUCUCUCUGUUAUCAAAGAGAGGACAGCAGGGGAAACUCUGGAGGAUGAUUUCUUCCCACCUGAUGAUCUGUCUUCUGAUGAAGAAUAUUAUAUCGAAGAAGGCAAAGCUGCCCAGUUCAAGAAAUCAGGCAUGAGGCGCAUAGAUGAUAUCAAAAAGGCAUUCUCAAGGGAAAAUAUCCAAAAGACAAGACAAAAUUUUGGCAAGAAGGUAAACAGGCUUCGAACUAGAAUUGUGACCCCUGAGAGGAGAGAAAGGAUCAGGCAGUCAGGAGAGAGACUGAAACAAUCUGGGAUAAGGAUCAAGAAAACCAUUUCACAAGCUGCCCCAACGAAGGAGACAUUCAAGAUCCAUAAAAAAAGUAAAGAACGAACAGGAGCUGAAGGUCAGGAAGGGAUCCAGGAAGCUGGUGUGCACGUCGCCUCUGAGCUCGCAGCAGCAGAGCCUUUCACUGAAGAAAUCUCUUACACAGAAGUGAUCACUAAGGUAAAGAAAGACAAGAAUAGUGCAACAAAAGGUGCUUCCCAGACAACUGAAAAAGGAGUGACAAUCCCAGAAGUCGUUCUUAAGCAGGAAGGAAAAGAGGGAGGAGGAGGUGAUGAUGUCCCUUUGCUAGACUUACAGCAAUCGGCAUAUGGAAUCAAUUAGCAAACACCCCAUACUAUCCUUACUGAACAAGAAAGAACACAGUAUGUAUUCACUCAGCUUUAGAAAAAUGUGUGAAUUUGUGUUAUACCACAAAACAUGUGUUGGUGUUGUUCUAUCAUUUACAUGGGUGUCUACAGUGCUGUCUGCCUGACAAAAGCCAAGCCAUGCAAACUGAAUGAAGGGGCUCCCCCUCUGUCUUGCAAUGUGCCAAUAGCCGUUAUUAACCCAAAUGGAACUCGCAUGUCAAAGGGAAAUGGAAAUCUGCUGGAUUUUCAAGAUUGACUUAGCAGUCACUUACUGCUUAAUCACUCUCUUUAGUUUUACAUACAACGGGAUAAAAAUUAUUUCCAUUAUCUUAUACCAACUCCUGCAAUCAGAAACAGUAACAAAGCUAUUGCUUCAUAUUACUAAAUGAAAGAACUAUGGAAAAUGUCCAUUUAGCUAUACAAACCUUUACAUUUAAGGGCCCACAUUGAAACAGCAGGAGGAAGAAAUUCCUGCUUUAUCCAGGGUGUGACAAAAUGUGGCAGGAAUGAUAGGUUUUUGAGUAAACUGUGCUGCUUCUCAGUGGAAAAGAGAAGCUCCUGAAAUGACUAAAGAUUUUUUCUGGAGUUCUAAAAGAAGAAGGUUUGAUGUAUGUAAGCAAUGCAUUUUCUGCACUUACAGAGUAAGAAUAAAAAAGCAGAAGACACAUUAAAUAUGGUUAGCAGGAGGAAAAGAGAAUGAGGUAUCAUAUUCAUGUUUUCGAAAGAUGUGAUUGUGAGAAAGGCAAAGGUAUAAAGCAGUAAAAAAGGAAUAAGGUUAAUGCAUGGGUUCUGGAUAAAUAGAGAAAAAAUAGAAUAUUGUAACUGAAUAUAACUGAAGUUUCCUCAAGGUCUUUUAAAGGAUUGUUACUUUAUCCAGAGGAUCAUGGGGCUCAUGACCAUAACUGACCAGACAAGGGAAAUGGUUUGUUUUUCAUUCUCUGUGCUUUUUCUGAGCUUCACUGCAAUUAAAAUCUAUUCUACAAAGCCGCUGAAGUACAGGGCCAAUCUAUAACCCAAUUCUUUGUUUCCUAUCAUCAUUGUUAUCGACCAGCCACAGCCUCAGGGAUUAUGAGACAGACACCCUUUGGAGUAUGGAAUGCUGUUUAUUUGCAACACUCGGGAGCCAGUGCCCUGACAUCAGAUAUGUUUGUAAACAUGACCGCUACACUGACAUGAGGUGCAGGACUGUAUUGCUCUCUUCAUUCUCAAAUGGAGUUGCCUUCAAAGCACUUAUCUAAAGCAAUGUUAGUCAUUACUAUCUGUGUGAAAGAAACUUGUACAAUAUUGCCAAAAGCUGUACGAUUGUAUUUAUUAUCUCGAAUUCAUUUUAACAGCAGAGCAUACCUUGGUUAUCUAUAUACAUUGUCCGAGGACUCUCAGCUAAUUGUUAAUCUACAAUUUAAAUAUAACUAGUUUGAUUUCAAAUAUUCUGCCUGCCAGUUCUUUCAUUUAGCUCGGUGUACAUCACAUUUGAAGUGGGACAGCUUUAGCAAUAGUAACUAGGGACCAUUGGUUGGGGAAGGUCAACAUUAUACUGUGCAAGUGACAUUUCAAAUCAAUGUUGUCAGAUUGGAAGCAGCAACUCUACUGAAUGAAAGGGCAGGAUAGGGCAAGAGAGGGAGACAGAAAGAGGAAGACAUUUCUUUCAACAGUAAAUUGUACAUCUUCACUGUACUGUAAUUACAUGCAAAAAGGAAAAAAGGUUUUGCUUAUAGGAUAGACUAGAGGGUUUGGUUGGUUGGUUCUUUUACUAGUUAUAGGAAGUCUUUUCUGGAACCAGGCGACUAUAUGUUCUUCUUCCAGUUCUGUAUAAAACUAUCUGUAGCUGUCUUCAGUGAAA